Aspergillus campestris IBT 28561 is the source of this 1194-nucleotide messenger RNA. RefSeq lists its product as uncharacterized. The record is from RefSeq and is a predicted model, not a curated record. NCBI's taxonomy places the organism in Eukaryota, Fungi, Ascomycota, Eurotiomycetes, Eurotiales, Aspergillaceae. The transcript has 4 exons. Bases 1 to 1101 code for a protein of 366 amino acids.
AUGCUCCGACACAAACCAACCCGCAUAUCCCUCGACGAAACGGACCUUCACUUCCAUCUCUCCCGCGUCUACGCCCGCCAUCCAGAGUACUACUACUACUACUACUACUACGAAGGCGACGGCGACAUGGACGACCAGCUGUCCUUGCACUCAGACACCCCGUCGUCCUCUGUUCCCACCCAUAUAUCAGAGUCGAUCUGUGACGGGGAGGAUGUCGCGCCUGCUGGCCAGAAUCCAUAUCCCGGUCUGAGAUGUAACACCGCUGCUGAUAUCGUCUUGUCGUCUCGUUCGAGCUCUUUGGUUACCAAUCCUGGUUCGGAUAUGAAAUCCCCCACACAAACCUGCCUCAGUCUCAACAAAGAGAUUGAAGAGCUGUGUACAAACACCACCUGCGGCACCCAUCACGACCCCACUCCAGGUGGUCUAGUCGUGCAAUUAACCAGCCUCAUCGACCUCGCUUUGAGCACCCUCCCAGGCGACACCGUCUACCAAGCAAACAAAAUGGCCAAGAGAGGUCGUGCCAAAAACAAGCAGGCCAAGGCUGGUGUGCGAGAGACGUCCUCGGAUACUGUCAGUAUGGGUGUAGAAGACGGUAACAACCCGGUGUGGGACAUCAAUGCGAAUGCAAACUUGCCCCAUGCCGAGGAGAGAAAAGAAGGAAACGCAUCGCACACGGAAGCAAAGAUCCCCGCCCACAGACGCUGCGACUUUUCUUCCGCCGUGCUGCGUGAGACCAACGAGCCUCCGCGUCCCUAUGACCGCAGCAUCCUCGACAUCGACCCCCCGACCACUUUCGUGAAUGAAAACGUCACAGACACCAAGCGUCGCGGACAGGACAAUCAGACCAAUUCCAUCAUGUACGGCGUCCGUCCCGAGAUCAAAGCGGUGAACCACGGUCUCGUCCACCCCAUCCUGAUGGACGCAUACCACUUCCACAACUACGUCAACGACUUCAUCACCGAAGUGCAAGGCGGUCGCGUCGACGACAUCGCCGAACUCGGCCUGAGAAACCUGGAGCCGUUCAAGGUCCCGGGCGACGAAUUGCAGAUUGUCCCCCAAGUUAAAGGCGGUGGCGACCAAAAUGACGAGUUGGAUUAUUGAUGAUUGACGAUUGAUUGAUCGCAAAUGGAGAAGAGUUAUUGACUUAGUUAGUUGGCGUUUUGCCUUGAGUUCCUGUUGUUGGCGACUAGUCGG